CUCCUCCGGCGGGCAUCCCCUGCCCCGAGCGCUUCUACGGACGGCAGCGGCAGCGGGGCAGCGCCAUGGGGGCCGCAGCGGGGCUGGGGCUGGCGGCCGUGCUGGCGGCGGCCGCGCUGUGCGGGCCCGGGGCGCUCGCCGGGCGCGUCCUCAGCGGUCAAAAGGUGUGCUAUGGUGCCUUCAAGCGCUCAUGUUACAAGUUAGCCUAUUUCCAGGACUUGUCUAGACGUGUGGGCUUUCAGGAGGCCCGCCAGGCUUGUGAGAUGGAUGGUGGGGCUUUACUGAGCUUGGAAAGCGAAGCUGAGCAGCAACUGAUAGAAAACAUGUUACAAAACCUCACUAAAUCAGGCUCUGGGAUUUCUGAUGGUGAUUUCUGGAUCGGGCUCUGGAGGAGUGGUGAUGGACUGGCCACAUCAAGUGUUUGCCCCGACCUCUACCAGUGGGCUGAUGGAAGUAUUUCACCCUUCAGAAAUUGGUAUACAGAUGAGCCUUCCUGUGGAAGUGAAGCCUGUGUGGUGAUGUAUCAUCAGCCAACUGCAAACCCUGGUCUGGGAGGGCCAUACCUUUAUCAAUGGAAUGAUGAUAGAUGCAACAUGAAGCACAAUUUUAUCUGCAAAUAUGCCCCAGAUUAUGUCUUAGAAAAAGAAUUAGGAGACAGAGCGGAGCCAGAUUACGAUACUAUUCCAACAGUGCCAGCAGGAAAUCCUUAUGACACAAGUAAACCAGAAGAUCAGUAUCACAUUAUUGCUACUGAAACAGGUAUAAUUCCGAAUCUAAUUUAUGUUGUAAUACCCACUAUACCAUUACUGCUGUUGAUACUGGUGGCUUUUGGGACUUGCUGUUUCCAGAUGCUUCAUAAAAGGGAAGCAAGGAGAAACUGCUUCAAAGACCCAUCUCCAUUAUCAUCUGAAUGCCUUGCAGAAAGUUUAAAUUCCAACCUGGUAUAUUUCUCAGUUUCUAUGAUUGCAUUUGAUGGUCAAAACAGCAAUAUGCUCAAGCUAUUUAUUGCAUCUUCCUUACCUUUCUUACUAAAAUAUAUUUCCUGAACCAGAUGUGUAGGUGGUGAAAAUCAGCAUAGGUUUGCUGAAGAUAAGCUCCUUUUAUACAGCUCAAGUUCUGAUCCAAGGUAUUUAGAAAUUGUUCCUACUGUGUGGCAAGGACUCUCCAUUCAAAGCAUUUCAUCAUUAAUUUACCAAGUAUGUUUGCAUUUGCUGUAUCAAUCUGGAAGGAAGUAGGGAAUCAGUCUCUUUAAGAAAGGAGUGCUGAAGCUCCUUAAUUCAUUGCAAUUGCUUUGUUUAUAGCAUUGUGGCCUGAUCUAAAGUCCACUGAAGCCAAUGGGAGUCUUUUCAAUAACUCCAAUGGGCUCAGGUACAUAAUGCACUGCUUUGUAGGACUACAGAGGUAAGUCUGGAGGGACUAAAACUACUGUACCAUUCAGCUCCCUCAAAGUACAUUUUAAAUCAACUCAGACUUGCUUGCUUUUACAAACCAGGAAAGGAGUAAACUGAAAAUUCAGAAAACUGAAUGUAUAGGACUGUUGGGACUCUGAAGUUGCCAGCUCACAGAGUAAUGUAGGGCUACUUCUCCUCCUCUGGUAAUUACUUAAUUGGAAAAGAACCUGUCAGUGUGAAAUAUUCUAGCCAGAGAGUAAAACAUUUUGAUUGAAAUGCAGCUGCAGUGGCUCAUGAAAUGCCUCUUUCCAGUAGGCUGCAGUGCACUGUUACUUGCCAGUGUACAUGAGGGAAGGUGGUGCAUGCUCCCUGUAAAGAUGAGAGUGAACACUUUUUUAAAAUAUUGCAGAGCACCUACUUUUAGAACCAGUUUCCCCCCCCAUCCAAACCACAAUUGAAGGAAAACCAGCCCUAGUGAAGCUUUCUACCAGUCAUUCAUUGCUAGGAGUCUGACUCAUGCACCAUCACUUCAUUAGAUGCCAGGUCAAGCCCUGAAGGGAAGAAGCUUUCUGGCACUGACACCCAUUAGUGUUCUGGGGUCCCAGGGGUGCAGGUGCAGGGUGCACGUGGGCAGGGUUGGGGUACCUCCCCUGGGGUGGGUUUGGGCUUCACCCUGAGCCCCUUGGGCAGCGCUGAGGGGGGUGUGUGUGUGUCUGGUCCCCCCUACAAGGGAAGCACUCAGCUCCCGCCAACCCUGGUCAAACUGUGUCCACACCUAUCCUGGGAAAGACCACUUUAUAAGAGAAGGUGUGGUUAAAUGGGAACUGGAAAAAAACCCCAAAACCCCAAAAUGAAUGAAAUAUGGGCCAAGUUAUCACAGUUCUUGGGAGUAGCACUGCUAAGCAGGGUGGUCUGGUAACUUUGGUAACAGUUGCUUACCUAAACCCACCAUGUGCCACUGUGGAUGGGGAACCUCCUCUGUGAAAGCAACAAAAAUGGCCUUCAGAUGUGGGGGUGAAACAAUCAGGUCUGAUCACAAACCUGAAUCGGGGUUGCAAAGGCACA
Molecule: messenger RNA, 2456 nt
Organism: Pipra filicauda (Wire-tailed manakin)
Lineage: Eukaryota; Metazoa; Chordata; Aves; Passeriformes; Pipridae
Gene: CHODL
Product: chondrolectin
Exons: 7
Coding region: 66-1046 (326 amino acids)
Biological process (GO): positive regulation of axonogenesis
Cellular component (GO): cytoplasm
Source: RefSeq, a predicted model, not a curated record